CGCGCGGGGGCGGAAGCGGCGGCGGCGGCGGCGGCAGCGGCUGUCAGAGCUGGAGAGCGGCCGGCGGAGCAGUCAUGGAGGGUCAGCGCUGGCUGCCACUGGAGGCCAACCCCGAGUUCCUCAAACAGUUAGGCCUGCAUCCUAACUGGCAGUUUGUUGAUGUGUAUGGGAUGGAGCCUGAACUUCUCAGCAUGGUACCAAGACCAGUGUGUGCAGUGUUACUCCUCUUCCCUAUCACAGAAAAGUAUGAAGUGUUCAGGACAGAAGAGGAAGAAAAAAUAAAAUCUCGAGGACAAGAUGUUACGUCAUCAGUGUAUUUCAUGAAGCAAACCAUCAGCAAUGCCUGCGGGACGAUUGGACUAAUCCACGCCAUUGCAAACAACAAAGACAAGAUGCACUUUGAAUCUGGAUCAACAUUGAAAAAAUUCCUAGAGGAGUCUGUGUCAAUGAGCCCUGAAGAAAGAGCCAAAUACCUGGAGAACUAUGAUGCUAUUCGAGUUACUCAUGAGACCAGUGCACAUGAAGGUCAGACUGAGGCACCAAGUAUAGAUGAAAAAGUAGAUCUUCAUUUUAUUGCGUUAGUUCAUGUAGAUGGGCAUCUCUAUGAAUUAGAUGGACGGAAACCGUUUCCAAUUAACCAUGGGAAAACUAGUGAUGAGACGUUGUUAGAGGAUGCCAUAGAAGUGUGCAAGAAGUUCAUGGAGCGUGACCCCGAUGAGUUAAGAUUUAAUGCAAUUGCUCUCUCGGCAGCAUAGCUUCUCGACAGAAACACCAAAUGCUGUAUUAUCUGCAACAAAAGUUACAUUUCUGUUGCCAUAACUAACUCAAAAUUUUUGAUAUUUUCAUUAACUUGACUGAUUAAACUUUAUGUGAAUAAACUUUGACAUUA
Messenger RNA from Peromyscus eremicus (cactus mouse), 889 nucleotides. It is a transcript of the gene Uchl3, whose product is annotated as ubiquitin C-terminal hydrolase L3. NCBI's taxonomy places the organism in Eukaryota, Metazoa, Chordata, Mammalia, Rodentia, Cricetidae. Bases 75 to 755 code for a protein of 226 amino acids. The record is from RefSeq and is a predicted model, not a curated record. Gene Ontology annotation, cellular component: cytoplasm. The transcript is spliced from 8 exons. Gene Ontology annotation, molecular function: cysteine-type deubiquitinase activity. Gene Ontology annotation, biological process: ubiquitin-dependent protein catabolic process; protein deubiquitination.